Rhizophagus irregularis DAOM 181602=DAOM 197198 is the source of this 1269-nucleotide messenger RNA. The record is from RefSeq and is a predicted model, not a curated record. Lineage: Eukaryota; Fungi; Glomeromycota; Glomeromycetes; Glomerales; Glomeraceae.
AUGCCAAUAAGCAACAUAGAAGAAAACUUUAAGUUAGCAAGGAAUGCCUUGCUAGAUUUUGAUAAGAAAGAUAUUAUAAGGGAAAAUUCAAAAGAAGAGGUUACAGCAGAGGAAACAGGGCCAAGAGAAAUCGUGGUUUUUUAUGACGUGACACUUGAAAAAUAUCAUCAAAAGUUUCUUCAAGAACAUAGAAGGUUUAGUGUUUAUGUCCGUCUAGUUAAAGGAAAAGUUAUCGCAUACGAAAUUCCUAGUCCUCCUCAUGCAUCUUUAGUGGCAGAUUUGAUUCCUAUUUUAGCAGGUUGGACCAACUGCCUUAAGAUUUAUGCUGAACUAGACAUGAUUGUUGGUAAUGAAAAUGAUACUGUAAAUUGCGCUGAUAUCGUAAUUGAACCAAGUCACGUUCUGGCACCUGGAACUGGAUAUGUACCGCGGCCGAGAAUGAUUAUAGAAGUGGGGAAAACCGAGACUAUCGAAAGUUUGAACAGUUUGGCGGGAGAAUACUUUUCUAAUUCUGUACAAAGCAGUCUUGUUCAAGUUUAUUUGUCGAUUAAGAUGUUUUCGCGUCGAACAAAUGAUACCGUUGCGAUGGUCACAACGCUUUAUUUGCGUAAUAAUCAGGUUCCAAAUUUGGCACUAAAUCAGCCAAACCCCCCACCAAACACUCCACCCACGGUACCAAUGACAAAUACAAUACCAAACCUCGUAAUUUCGUUUGGGACUGCGCCUCUCCAUCAAGUAUCAAGAACUUUCAUUAAUAAUAUCGGAGUACGAAAUGACAGAAUUAUUGGCUAUUUACAGAAUGACGAUCCUGCUUGUGUGGCACCCGGAAUGGCGAAUUAUCAAAUAAAUAUACCUUCACAUUUACUUUUCCAAGGUUAUCCUGGAGGUGUGCCUCAUGAAAUACCAAAUAAUUUCAUCUUGGAUUUGUGGAAUGUACAACAAUACAUUUUUGAUAAAUUAAUCUAUAAUGGAUUUGAACUAAAAUUAAAUAGUUUGAGAAUAAAUGUAUUUUAAAAAAAUUCAUGUAAUAAUGCAAAAUUAAACAAAUUUUUAUUGGUAUAGUAGUUCAUUAAGAAAUAAAUGAGACUGAUUGUAUACAAGUUACAUGACCAUGUUGAGAAGAAUUCCCAUUACAGUCAUAUCAUGUAUAUUUCUUUACACUUGCUCCAAAAUAAUAUACUAAACAUUUUAAGCAUAAUGCCUUGAUAACAUACUUCUUUUACUACAUAAUCAAUUUUAUCCCAGCCUAAUUUCGCAAUGCCCAAUGCA